AUGUCAAAUUUGAAUUUGUUUGCAUCGAAACCGAAUCUGAAAAACAUUAUUUUACCCAUCGAUCAAAUUCUAGUUGAACAAAAAGAAUCGAAUGAUUCCUGGCAAGAUCUAUCAGAUGUAACAUCGACAUUACUAUCGGACAAUCAAAUUGAUUAUGUAUCGUCUGCGUCCAGUGAAAAAAAUGCAAAUAGUUGGGGAACAAUUCAUGAUUAUACGAUUCGACCAAAAUCUUGUUGUUUUCAGAGUGAACAAACUGACUAUUGUCGACUAGACCGAAAUGGUCAAUGGCUUCUCUUAGCACGUCGAAAUCUUGUUCAUAAUAAAACAAAUCAAGCGAUGACAUCUGAUAGUGACAAACAUUUAUCGAAUGAUUCGUUUUCAGAACCCAUCGAACAAACAUUUCCUGAUUCAUGUGAAAGUUUAAUGGUUUCGAUCGAUUUUCAUGUACCAACAGAUGAAUUAAUUGCAGAUAAUUAUGAUUUACAUGGAAAAAAUAUGGUUAAUUGGAGAGAGAAAAAACGACAAUUAGAAAAUAUAUCGUCUGAUAGAAAAAAUGACUUCACCGCAUGUAUUAAACCCAACCACGCUAAAGUAGCGAAUCAAUUUGACGAAGAAUUAGUUCAAGAACAAUUGCGUUACAACGGUAUACUUGAAAUAUCUUAUAUAAGAAAUCAAGGUUGGCCAGUUCGCUUUACAUUUGAAGAAUUUUUCCUGCGAUAUAAAUUCGUAGCCUAUCCUCAGAGUAGUCCAAUAAGAAUCAAUACGAUAACAUGUGAAAAAAUUCUCAAAGAUUUAUCUUUAACUGAUUAUAUUAUUGGAAAAACAAAAGUCUUUUUAAAGCUCGAACAUUUCGAAAAAUUAAAUCAAUGUUAUGAACAGUAUAUUUCAAAUAUAAUUAAAUGUCAAAAAGUAAUUAAAGGGUUUCUAGUACGCAGAACUCUUUUACGUAAAGCUAAACAUUUUGCUAAUGAACGUCAUAGUCUACUGAGUCAAGCACAUUCAAGCGGUAAACGAACACUAGAAAAACUUGUAUCUUUACCAAAAGUUUCACCUAAAUAUAUUAAACAGAUAUCAUCAAAAAUGGAUGAUAAACCUCGUCGUGCCGGCCAUUUUAUUAAGAAAAAAUCAAAAGAUAAGAAAAAACUCUCAUCCAAUGAUCCUCCUUUACUGAACGAACAAGAGCAUGAUGAUAUGCUUAAAGUAGCUAAAAAAUUACAAUUACUUGACAAAGAUGAAAUCAAACAAUUGCAUGGUGCUGAACAUCGAAUAACUUCACCUUCAAAUCAAUCAUUAAAACAGCAAGUAUCCGAUGACUACAAAUCAUCUUUAGAAGGUUUAUCUGAACGUGAAACUCGUACACUUGGUCCCGAUGAAUUUACACCAACAGUUAGUAAACAAACUCAUCAUGAUCAUUAUCCCAUGGGAACCAAUGUUAAAUCGGGACAAGGAUUACCAAAUACAACAUUUACAUUAGAAGCUCCAGUAAAAGCUCAUGAUGGUGUCAAGACGUCGAUGAUUCCGAAUAUUCAUGGUGCACCAGGAAUUAGUUUGACAACAGCUGAACAAUUAAUGCGACAAACGAAAGUUUCUGGAACAGGUGGAGAUUUAUUUAUGACUGAUUGGUCACUUGGACAAGAUGAAAAGCAACCAAUAAAAGCCACACGUUCAAAAUCAGAACCAAGAAAUUUACUAAAUGCAAUACACGAUGAAGAUGUUUUGUGCGAACAAAAACGUUUAAUGAUUAGAAAAAUUCUUAUGUUACAAAGACAAAAAUUUAAAGACAGCCAAGCACGUAAAGCACGUAAAAGUAAUGAAUUCGAAAAUUCCAUAUACAGCUUUGCGAAUGCAAAUCAAUCAUCUAAACUGGAAGAUGAAAAACCGCUAUUUGAAGAAGAUGAUUUAGAGUGUUGGGAUGCAGCUAGGACAAUGAAUGUUCAAGAAGCAUAUGAAACUACAGUUCAUUGCUAUCGUUUAUCAAUGCGUUUGUUAAAAAUUGCUACCUAUGUUGUACUCAAUAUUGGUAUACUAGUAACGGCACUUGUUAGUAAAGGAGCUUUAUUACUUAUGACAAAUUCAGUGGCUAAAGUGCAAGAGACACCUUAUCAAGAACGUUGGGUAUGGAUGUUAUUAAUAGCGGUAUGUGCUCCGUAUUUAUUUACAUUUUUCGACAGUCUGGGUAAAUGUCUAUUCGGUAAUAAACCAUGGCCAACAGUGAAAAUUUUUACCAUUGUGUUUUUAAUCGAAACUCUGCAUAGUUUUGGUAUAGCAAUAUUUGUUUUUCAUAUAUUACCUAAAUUAGAUGCAGCAAGAAGUUUACUCAUCAUGAAUGCUGUUUGUCUUGUACCUGCUUUUUUAAAAUUAUUUUUGACAAAAUCAAAUUCAUCAAUUGUUCAACGAAGCCUUUUAUUUUUAAUGGAUUUUUUUGCAUUUGUUAUGCAAUGUUCGUGUGUUGGAAUUGCCUUAGCAUCCCAAUUUUUAAAAAACGAUGGACCCAUUACAAUUCAAACAACGCUAUCAUCAUUGUUCUUGCCCACAAGUACAUAUUCUAUACCAUCGAAUCGACAUAAACGUCAGGAUGAUUUCAUCGGCCCGAAUCUUGACUUCUCUGGUGCUGAUCUCAGUGGAAAUAGUGAAAAUAUGCUAUUCACAACACCUGCUAGUAAUAUGAGUUCGAUAGAUCAAAAUCUACAAACUAUUUUAGCUGGUUUUCACAUUGAAUGGGAAUUACCUGUGGCUUUAAUACUUGUUUCACUUAGUUGGUGGGAGAACUUUGUUGAUCGUGAUAUUAAAAUUGGUGGUCGCACAUUGGUGCAUAUGAAAUUAUUGAAAGAAAAUAUUGUUGCAACACGACCUAAAACAUCAAUCAUAAUGACAUGUUGGAAAAUUAUUGUUACUGUUUUGUUUGCCUAUAUAUUUCAUCAAGGUAUAUUCAAUACGUCGGUUAUUUUUCCAAUGAGCAGCAAUAAUGAACAAUUAGAAGAUCCAUUACCAAAAUUAUCUCUAGGACAAAAUUCUUGGGCAGCAUUGGAUUUCGAUCAACAGCCGCCACAAGGAAUGUUUCCGAUGUUACCACCACGUGAACGUCGGUCUAUUGAUAAUGCAUCGGCAUAUUUAAGACGAAUGAAAAGACAAUUUGAAAAUGAUUUACCAACAAAUUUUGUUUACGACGAUGAAGCAUUAAAUGCUAUGCCUGGUGGAGGAGCCGAAGGAGCGAGUCCUAAUGGAGGAAGUGAAGCACAAAAUCCAAAAGAUCGUUGGAUUAUUUAUUUAACUCCAAUGAUAUUAAAAAUUCUUGCAGAUGUAUUAUGCUUUUAUAUGGCUCGUUUAGCAUGUAAACUUUGUAUGCAACGAAUAUGUUUUGCUCUACCGAUAACAUUAGUUACGCCAUUAGCAUUAACAAUAUUACUUGUUAUGUGUUCAGUUGCACCGGAAUCAACUGUUUUCAUUCAAAACUUUCUUUUUUGGAGUUGUUAUGCUGAUUAUGCAAAAGAAUCAUUUAAAUGGCAAGUUAUCUGUGGUUUAUUUCUAUGGUGGCUAUCGGAAUUAUGGAUCGGUGGACAUAUUUGGUUUGGUAAAAAGCAACGUUUAGCAUUUACAGAACGUUUAUUUGUUUCACCACGUUAUUGUGCAACCUUACUUGAACAAUCGUUAAUGAUGAACAGACGACGAAACGAACGCGAUGAAUUAUUAGGUGGUAUCUAUGAUGAAAUGAGUACAACCAAUGGCGAAUCCGAAUUCGAUGAGCAAAGUAUUGAAGAAUUAUCAAUGGAAAAAAAAUUAAGUGCCGAUGUACAUACGAAAAUAUAUUCAUGCGCAACAAUGUGGCAUGAAACUGAAACGGAAAUGUUACAAUUAUUAAAAUCAAUUAUGAGAUUGGACAGUGACCAAUGUGCACGUCGAACAGCUCGAAAUUAUUUACAUCUAAAAGAUCUUGAUUACUACGAAUAUGAAGGUCAUAUAUUUUUUGAUGAUGCUACAGAAGAAGAUGAUAAUAAUGAACAAGUACCCAAUAAAUUUGUCCAACAAUUACUUGGCGUUGUUGAUCGUGCUGCUACAGCGAUUCAUCAAUGUCCAAUGAAAAUUCCUCCACCCUAUAAAACUCCAACACCCUAUGGUGGUCGAUUAACAUGGAUACUACCAGGUGGAAAUUUUCUUAUUGCGCAUAUAAAAGAUAAAACCAAAAUACGACAUAAAAAACGCUGGAGUCAAGUUAUGUACAUGUACUAUUUACUUGGCUAUCGUUUAUUUGGUGAUUUAAAUAUCAUAGAAAAGUUAUACAAAAGAAAACGAAAGAAGAAUUCAUCUAAAAAUAAAUCGAAAUUAUUUAAAGGUUUUGGUAAUUUAUUGAAUAAUAUGGAUAAUAAAAAACGUAUACAAAUGGAAAAUACAUAUUUAUUAGCACUUGAUGGCGAUGUUGAUUUUCAUCCUGAAGCUGUACGUUUACUUGUCGAUCGUAUGAAAAAAAAUAAAAAAGUCGGAGCUGCUUGUGGACGUAUUCAUCCAAUUGGAAGUGGUCCUGUUGUUUGGUAUCAAAAAUUUGAAUAUGCUAUUGGUCAUUGGCUUCAAAAAGCUGCCGAACAUAUUCUAGGUUGUGUGAUGUGUAGUCCAGGUUGUUUUAGUCUUUUUCGUGGUUCAGCAUUAAUGGACGAUCAUGUUCUUCGUACAUAUUGUACGAAAUCAGUUGAAGCUCGACACUAUGUACAAUAUGAUCAAGGGGAAGAUCGUUGGUUAUGUACACUUUUAUUACAAGAAGGAUAUCGUGUUGAAUAUUGUGCUGCAUCGGAUGCUCUUACCUAUGCACCAGAAUCAUUUCAUGAAUUUUUUAAUCAGCGUCGAAGAUGGGUACCAUCAACUAUUGCAAAUAUUAUGGAUUUUCUAGCUGAUUAUAAAAGAAUUGUAAUUAUUAAUGAUAGCAUAUCAUAUUUAUACAUAAUCUACCAAUUGUUCUUAAUGGUUUCAACGGUUCUUGGUCCAGCAACAGUACUUCUGAUGAUUAUCGGUGCAUUCAAUGCUUGUUUUGGUACAAGUCUUUGGCAAUCGAUGUAUAUGUCUGUGUUGCCUGCAUUCUUCUAUCUGCUGCUAUGUUUUCAUACAACAACUGAUUUUCAAAUUCGUGCGGCCGCAUUUUUCUCGGCUGUCUAUGCUAUAAUUAUGAUGUCAGUUAUUGUUGGUACCACCAUUCAAAUAGCAGAAGAUUCUUGGACAUCUCCGAAUGCUGUGUUUUUAAUGUUACUAUUUUCUAUAUUCUUUAUUGCUGCUUGUAUGCAUCCACAAGAAUUUUGGUGUAUUGUACCUGGUCUAUUAUAUUUCUUAUGCAUACCCAGUGGAUAUUUAUUUUUACUCAUCUAUUCACUUUGUAAUCUUAAUAUAGUAUCAUGGGGUACGAGAGAAGCACCGAAAAAAGUGAAAAAAAAUCAAACCAAAGAAGAAAUUGAACGUGCAAGAAUGCAAGAAUUAUCACAAGUGAAGCAAAAAUCAGCUGGCUUUUUUAAUCAAGUAUUUGCAAAUUUUAACUUUAAAAAAUAUGAUCAACGAGUACGAUCGUAUGCACGUAAAUGGCUUGGUCUUGAACAAUCAGGUCUCAAUGGUAUCUUAUUGAAACAAAUUUUAGGCGCUGUUGAACGAAUGGAAAAAUAUAAAUUUGAUGAAGAAAUGGAAGCCGUAGCAACGACAGGUCUCUAUCCACCAACAAAUAAACCACCAACAGGCUCUGAAAUCGAUGCUAAAUAUAGUCUAAUGCAAUUAGCAGCUCAUACUAGUUCUCCUCAAACAACAGGUGUACCUACUAAUCGUGCUAGUUAUCCACAAAUAGAUCCUCAGCAACAAUUAGUUUAUCGUGGACUCAACAAUGCACGCAGUACACCCUAUGGACAAGUUAUGUCUUAUGCUGGUGUUUCUCGACCAUUCGAAUCUCCACAAGUUAUUAAACGCGAUGAAUUAGUUAAUCCUGCAUGGAUAUUUCAUGAAUCGUUACUUGACUCGGAAGUUGUUAUGCUUGAUCCACGUGAAGUGAAAUUUUUUCAACAAUUAAUUGAACGUUAUCUAUAUCCAUUAGUCGAAGAUAAAGAUCAUCAAAAGAAAAUCGUUCGUGAUCUUAAAUCAUUACGUAACAAUGGUUGUUUCAUAUUCUUUAUGAUCAAUACUCUAUGGCUUGUUAUUAUAUUUUCAUUUCAACUCGUCUCCGAACGUAUACGUGAUUAUAUGUUUAUACCAAUAAAACGUUUACAUAAUGAACCCUUACGUUUUGAGCCGCUUGGUUUUGGAUUUUUAGUGUUUUUUGCAACUAUUUUACUUGUACAAUUUGUUUCUAUGUUAUGGCAUCGUUAUGGAACAUUAUUACAUUUAUUAGCCUCAACAGAUUUGAAAGUGGGUCAAAGAGGCAGUGGAAAAAGUGGUCGUGGUCAUCGACGUGGUGAUUUUACAGCAGAUAAUGUUGAAGAUGCUGUUGAACAAGUGAAAGUUUUACAACGAUUGAAAGGUUUCGAUGAAGAAGAUCUACCUGAACCUGAUUACGAUAUCAAUGAUGAUGAUAUGCAAGCAACAGAACCUGAUCUAUCAACAACAGGACUUGUCUAUCGUGGUCAGGGACCAAGAUAUAUGAAGAAUUCUGCUUGUACAUCACAACAAUGGAGUGAAAUAGCUAAAGUAAAUGAUAUGCAACGAAAUUUGGAUACAACUGAUCAUAGUGAAAUAAGUCAAAUGGCUGGUUAUAUCUCGGGUUCAGUUAAAACAUAUGGAACGAGUUAUGAUGCAAUAAAACGGCGACAAAUAUCGAAUAAACGUCAUCUAUAUAAUAAAUCUCUUGAUCAUGUAUUUAAAUCGCGUUAUCACGCAUUGACACAACAACAACAACAACAACCAAAUAAAAAUGCACGCGGUAAAUUAAGCGAUGUCUUUCAACAAAAUCAAUUAGUUCUACCAAAAAACAGACGUACACCAAGUGCAUUAACAGUACGUGAUAGCGUUGCCGCUGCUAAUAAUAAUAAUCAACAACCAGCAAUUUCAAAAAAGCAUCGAAGAAAGUCUAAAGAUCGACAUUUAGAACAUUUGUAG
Molecule: messenger RNA, 7053 nt
Organism: Rotaria socialis
Lineage: Eukaryota; Metazoa; Rotifera; Eurotatoria; Philodinida; Philodinidae
Source: the annotation of a GenBank genome assembly